AUGCCCAGGCUCUCUCACAUUUCUAUCCAAGAUAUCCAGUUGUAUGGCGUCCCUUGGGCUUCUCUGGUCGCGAUACUGUCACAUACGGGCCUUCGGAUUCUAGACGUGCAAGACAGUCUCCACCACUGGGACAUAGAGGACAGUCCUGCGAGUGCCCUCUUCUUCCCCGCUCCCCCGCUCACGACCUACCGACACUCCCUCCCAGACUAUCGUAGCCGCCCGCGCGAUCUUGAGGGCGAUCUAGGCCCCUUGGCCUGUCUCGCCAGUCAGCGGCAAUUUCAGCUGUCCUUGGAAACCCUCAUUGUCCCAAGCGAGGCAGUUCCUUUCGCUGAACUAGCGGCCGUAGAGUGGCACCGCCUCAAAAUGCUUCAUAUCCGAGGAGAGCGCCCGUCGGUAACUCCGCCGUUGGUCUGCGCUUUCGGCAAGAUGCCCGUGCUCCAGGAGCUCCAUGUGAACCUGGCUUGUACACGCACCACAGGCAGCGUGAUGAUCUGCACCUCCGACUGGAGAGGUCCCGUUCCAUGGCCGGAGCUGAAGACCUUGGUCGUUUCGAAUCCGCAUCCCGAGGACCCGCUGUACUCAUACCUUCCCACCAGCUUGCGGCAUUUCGCGCUGCGCUGUUGGCCGCGCCGAUAUGUUCACGUUCUAUCGCACGAGCGCCCCAUCCUGACGGAAUUAGGAUGGUAUCCCUAUAUCCUCACUGCGUCGGAGAUGAUCCAAGUCCUCUCGCGAUGCGGCUCGCUCGAUCUCGAAGAGCUGGAACUCGAGUUCGAAGUAGACGAGCGCCAUAUGGAACUGCUACACUUGAUCACCGUCGCCUUUCCAAACCUUGUCAGCUUGACGGUUUUUCGCUAUUGCCAGCCUGGACAUCCCCAUAUUCCCACUGUGAGCACCCCAGCGUGA
Trametes versicolor FP-101664 SS1 is the source of this 903-nucleotide messenger RNA. RefSeq lists its product as uncharacterized. The transcript has a single exon. Bases 1 to 903 code for a protein of 300 amino acids. The record is from RefSeq and is a predicted model, not a curated record. NCBI's taxonomy places the organism in Eukaryota, Fungi, Basidiomycota, Agaricomycetes, Polyporales, Polyporaceae.